AUGCCACCACGAACGCGAUCGGCCCUCAAGGCAGACCUGAGGAAAGAAGAAAAGCCUUCCCCGAGUCCGUCCGUUUCCGAACCUUCAGCGGCAGGGCUCACUGGGCCUACACCCCUCCUCCUUCCAGAUGAGGCUUCCUGGCACGACUGGCUGAGUACUUCCCACCGCGAGUCGUCAGGAGUAUGGCUGAAAAUCGCCAAGAAGAACGCAGACAAGCCGACCGUGACAUAUGAGCAGGCUCUCGAGGCGGCCCUCUGCUUCGGCUGGAUCGACGGCCAGCGCAAAGCCUUUGACGAGCAGCACUUCGUCCAGAGGUUCACCCCGCGCAGGAAGAACAGCAGGUGGUCGAAACGCAACGUUGACAAGGCCGUGAUGCUGACCCAAUCGCGGCGGAUGACGCCCGCCGGCCAGGCCGAGGUGAACGCCGCCAAGGCGGACGGCCGGUGGGACCGGGCCUACUCGGCCGCGAGCGUCACCGAGGUGCCCAUGGACUUUGAGGAGGCGCUGAAGGAGAACGACGAGGCCAAAAAGUUCUUCGACUCCCUGGGCAAGACGAAGCGCUAUGUCUUCCUGUGGCGCAUCGAGACGACGAGGCGGCAAGAGACCCGCAAAAGGAAGAUUGACGAGUUUGUGAAUCUCCUCGCCGAGCAUAAGCUUUUACACUGA
Messenger RNA from Colletotrichum graminicola M1.001, 666 nucleotides. RefSeq lists its product as uncharacterized. NCBI's taxonomy places the organism in Eukaryota, Fungi, Ascomycota, Sordariomycetes, Glomerellales, Glomerellaceae. The transcript has a single exon. The record is from RefSeq and is a predicted model, not a curated record. Bases 1 to 666 code for a protein of 221 amino acids.